AUGGAAAACAAACAGCUUGCUACUAUCAUUGACAGACGCGAUACACCUCUCAACACCCGGCCAGCGUCCCCAUACACGCUGACGCCGCCAGUGGAGGCCGAUGGGCUAUCGUGGCCCACGCCCGGGUCGCGGUCGCGAGCAGACGAGUCGCAACAGGACACGCAGGAGCGUACGGACCGCAUCGCAGCAGCGAUGAAGGUGAUUUUGACCGAGCUGGGCGAGGACGUGACUCGUGAGGGCCUGCUGGACACGCCGCAACGGUACGCCAAGGCCAUGCUGUACUUCACACAGGGCUACCAGCACAACAUCCUGGACGACGUGAUCAAAAACGCAGUGUUCGAAGAAGACCACGACGAAAUGGUCAUCGUCCGUGACAUCGAGGUGUACUCGCUGUGCGAGCACCAUCUGGUUCCGUUCUUUGGCAAAGUGCACAUCGGGUACAUCCCAAACAAAAAAGUGCUGGGACUCAGCAAGCUGGCAAGACUGGCCGAAAUGUACGCUCGUCGUCUGCAGGUGCAGGAACGGCUCACGAAACAGAUCGCAAUGGCCCUGAGCGAGAUCCUCAAGCCUCGUGGUGUGGCCGUGGUGAUGGAGGCCACCCACAUGUGCAUGGUGUCGCGUGGAAUCCAAAAAACUGGCUCCUCGACCGUCACCUCGUGUAUGCUGGGCUGUUUCCGGGGCGCGCACAAGACGCGCGAGGAGUUUCUGAACCUGCUGGGCCGUCGCAGCUAA
Messenger RNA from Lachancea meyersii CBS 8951, 732 nucleotides. Lineage: Eukaryota; Fungi; Ascomycota; Saccharomycetes; Saccharomycetales; Saccharomycetaceae. The record is from the annotation of a GenBank genome assembly.